AGUUAUGUGUUCUCCAUGCCUGCUGCUUAUAAACUGCGCUCUCCCCUCUUAUCUCUAGCCGCCCAAUUAAGUUCGCACAAACUGAUACCAUGGAGCUUUACAAGUUCUUUCCAACUGUGUUUUUCACAUAUUUUUGUAUGCAUGCUCUUGUUCUUCACUCGUGCCUUGGUUUGAGACCAAGGGGAAACGAGACAGAUCAACUGGCCUUGCUAGAGUUCAAGGCUAGCAUAACCAAUGACCCCUUUGGAGUCAUGACUUCGUGGAACAAAACCAUCCACUUCUGCCAUUGGUAUGGAGUUUCAUGCGGUCGUCGUCACCAGAGGGUCACCAGGUUGGACCUGCGGUCCUCGAAACUUUCGGGCUCUAUAUCACCCCAUGUCGGAAACUUGAGUUUCUUGAGACGGAUUCAUCUACACAACAACAGCUUCAGCAAUCAAAUACCUCCAGAUUUUGGCCGUCUGCGCAGAUUGCAACAUUUACUAUUGCAGAAUAAUUCACUGAGUGGUGAAAUACCCUCCAACUUAUCCAGGUGCUCUCAACUCCUAAGAAUUUCUCUUGCUUUUAAUAUUCUCGUAGGAAAAAUUCCUAAGGAGCUUGGCACCUUGUCCAAGCUAACAGAUUUUGCAUUUCAUGACAACCAGCUCACAGGAAAUUUCCCCAACUCCUUUUCCAACAUAUCAUCACUUGAAAUUAUUUCUGCAACUAAUAACAAAUUGUAUGGGAGUAUUCCAGAUAUAUUUGGCCACAUGACCAAUCUUACAUUUCUUUCUUUCGACGCAAAUGACCUGUCAGGUACGAUUCCCCCCUCAAUCUUCAAUCUCUCUUCUAUCACAACCUUUGGCGUGACACUUAACAAAAUCCAGGGGACUUUGCCCUCAAACUUAGGUAUUGCCUUUCCAAGCCUUGAAUAUUUUUCUGUUGGCUGCAACCAAUUUAGCGGACCUAUUCCUGUUUCAAUUUCCAAUGCUUCAAAUCUGUAUCAUCUUGAUAUGGGAGGAAACAAACUACAUGGAAAUGUCCCUUCUUUAGAAAAUUUACCUAGGCUUGUGAGGAUAGAUCUUUCUGGGAGCAAUCUUGGAAGUGGGGGAGAUGGCGAUUUGAGCUUUCUUUGCGAUUUGACUAAUGCCACUGGUUUAGAACGGGUAGAAAUUCAAACUAACAAUUUGGGCGGUGCCUUGCCUCAAUGUAUAGCCAACUUAUCUUCUUCUCUUUUACAAUUCCACGCGAGUGGAAACAAAUUAGUAGGAAGUAUACCAAACGGGUUUGGAUAUUUGGUUAACUUGGAGAGCUUUUGGCUGUCUGCGAACCGACUUUCAGGUCACAUUCCACCGGACGUUGGAAAGCUUCAUAACUUAUAUCAACUAAAUAUGGGCUUGAACUCUCUUUCAGGGAAUGUUCCAUCCUCUUUUGGAAAUUUAAGUCAAUUAACUAUAUUAUAUUUACAUGAAAACAACCUUCAAGGCAAUAUCCCUUUGAGUACUUUGGCAGAGUGUGAGAAUUUGAGAAUGUUAUCUCUUCGUGUUAACAAUUUCAGUGGUGUCAUGUCUCCUGAAGUCAUCAGUCGUCUGUCAUCUUCAUUCUCUGUUUUGGAUUUAUCUGAAAACCAUUUGACUGGAUUCCUACCAAAAGAAAUAGGGCAUUUCCUAAAUCUGGAGGCUUUUCAUAUCUCAAAUAACAUGUUAUUUGGUGAGAUUCCUCCAAAUCUUGGGAGUUGUACUAAAUUAGAGUUUCUAGACAUGGCUGGGAACUUCUUCCAAGGGGAUAUUCCAUCUUCUUUGGGUUCACUAAGAGGUUUAAUAAGGCUAUCUCUAUCUCACAACAACUUGUCAGGCACGAUUCCAGAAUUCUUGGAGCUGUUUGAAUUUAUGCAAUCUUUGAACCUCUCCUAUAAUAAUUUUGAGGGCAUGCUACCAAUGGAAGGGAUUUUCAGUAAUGCAAGUGCCAUAUCAGUAGAAGGAAAUAGUAAACUUUGCGGUGGAAUACCUGACUUGCAUUUGCCAGAAUGCAAAUUACAACGUUCCAAGAAGGGAGGAUUGAGUCUAACCGUCAAAUGGGUAAUCUCUCUUAUUUUUGGUCUUCUUGGAAUCACGUUUGCCAUCUUGUUUUGGUACCUUUGUAGCGUAAGGAGAGAGAGAAAGGAGCACACUUCAAGUGAUUCAGAAGAAUUUCUCAGGCUAUCUUACCGAAGUCUUCUAAAUGCAACAAAUGGAUUCUCCAUUUCCAACUUUAUUGGUAUGGGAAGUUUUGGGUCUGUUUAUAAAGGAGUACUCGAACAAGGUGAAACAGUUGCCAUCAAGGUAAUCAAUCUCGUUCAUCGUGGGGCUUCCAAAAGUUUCAUUGCUGAGUGUGAGGCUUUCAGAAAUAUCAGACACCGUAAUCUUUUGAAGGUACUCUCUGUAUGUUCGGGGAUUGACUAUCGUGGUUGUGAGUUCAAGGCCUUAGUAUAUGAGUUCAUGGUUAAUGGGAGCUUAGAGGAAUGGUUGCAUCCAACUGAAACAAUUGGUGAAAACAUUGAGAGACCAAGGAGCUUGAUUUUUCCUCAAAGGUUGAGUAUUGCAAUUGAUGUUGAUGUGGCAUUGGAUUAUCUUCAUCAUCAUUGUGAGACGCCAAUAGUCCACUGUGACCUCAAACCCAGCAAUGUUCUUCUCAAUGAUGAUAUGGUUGGACAUGUAGGGGACUUUGGUUUGAUAAAGUUUCUUCGAAAAACUACUCAGAGUAGAGAUGGUAAUUACUCAAGCUCUGUCGGAGUAAAAGGGACAAUAGGUUAUGCUCCUCCAGAGUAUGGUAUUGGACAUGAAGUGUCGACACGAGGUGACAUGUAUAGUUACGGCAUCAUGCUGUUGGAAAUGUUUACAGGAAAAAGACCAACGGAUGAAAUGUUUCAAGGAACUUUAAACCUUCAUAACUUUGUCAAGGCAGCUUCUCCAGAGCAAAUGGUAGAGAUUGUGGAUCCCCUUCUUGCUUAUGAAGGAGUAGAAGAAAGCUUGAUUGCAAUAUUAGCAAUUGGUGUUGCUUGCUCUGCAGAGUCACCCAGAGAAAGGUUAGACAUUAGUGAAGUUAUCACGAAGAUGUGUCGGAUCAGAAACAAACUUCAGGAAAAUAGCAUAGGUGAAUAGAAGCAUACAUUACUGUUAUAUUCGCAUAGCGUGUUUAAAUAUGUUUUCCUUACAUGUAAGAAGUUUCCAUCUUUGUUUUAUCAAUAAACACAGUAUAGUUAUAUAGAAACUUCCAAGAUACGAAA
Messenger RNA from Malus domestica (apple), 3241 nucleotides. RefSeq names its product probable LRR receptor-like serine/threonine-protein kinase At3g47570. NCBI's taxonomy places the organism in Eukaryota, Viridiplantae, Streptophyta, Magnoliopsida, Rosales, Rosaceae. Gene Ontology annotation, molecular function: protein binding; protein kinase activity; ATP binding. Gene Ontology annotation, biological process: protein phosphorylation. The record is from RefSeq and is a predicted model, not a curated record.